Tupaia belangeri chinensis (Chinese tree shrew) is the source of this 1081-nucleotide messenger RNA. RefSeq names its product haloacid dehalogenase like hydrolase domain containing 2 (gene HDHD2). Gene Ontology annotation, cellular component: cytoplasm. NCBI's taxonomy places the organism in Eukaryota, Metazoa, Chordata, Mammalia, Scandentia, Tupaiidae. The coding region runs from base 143 to 922 and encodes 259 amino acids. Gene Ontology annotation, biological process: dephosphorylation. The transcript is spliced from 7 exons. Gene Ontology annotation, molecular function: phosphatase activity. The record is from RefSeq and is a predicted model, not a curated record.
GGCCCAGCUUCCGGCGUCCGUCCGGCAGCUGCGGGGCGCUCUAGGCUGGCUGCGGGGCGCUGCGCACAGGGCGGCCGUGUUGGCUUUGCUGCUAGCGGGGGCCCUUUCCUGAGGACGGCGUGCGGAGUGGGGGGAAUGAAGGAUGGCAGCACGCCGUGCAUUAAAAGCUGUUUUGGUGGAUCUCAAUGGCACACUUCACAUCGAAGAUGCAGCUGUGCCAGGCGCACAGGAAGCUCUUAAAAGGUUACGUGGUACUUCUGUGAUGGUUAGGUUUGUGACCAAUACUACCAAAGAGAGCAAGCAAGACCUAUUGGAAAGAUUGAAGAAGUUGGAGUUUGAUAUCUCUGAAGAUGAAAUAUUCACAUCUCUGACUGCAGCCAGAAGUUUAGUAGAGCAGAAACAAGUCAGGCCCAUGUUGCUGGUUGAUGAGCGGGCACUACCAGAUUUCAAAGGAAUACAAACAAGUGAUCCCAAUGCUGUGGUCAUAGGAUUGGCACCAGAACAUUUUCAUUAUCAAAUUUUGAAUCAAGCAUUCCGGUUACUCCUGGAUGGGGCACCUCUGAUAGCAAUCCACAAAGCCAGGUAUUACAAGAGGAAAGAUGGGUUAGCCCUGGGGCCUGGGCCAUUUGUGACUGCUUUAGAGUACGCCACAGACACCAAAGCCACAGUAGUGGGAAAACCCGAGAAGACAUUCUUUUUGGAAGCAUUGCGGGGCACUGGCUGUGAACCCGAGGAGGCCGUGAUGAUAGGAGAUGAUUGCAGGGAUGAUGUUGGUGGUGCUCAGGAUGUCGGCAUGCUGGGCAUCUUAGUAAAAACAGGGAAGUAUCGAGCAGCAGAUGAAGAAAAAAUUAAUCCACCUCCUUACUUAACUUGCGAGAGCUUCCCUCAUGCUGUGGACCACAUUCUGCAGCAUCUACUGUGAACCAUUAUGUGAAUCCGAAGCAACUUGAGACACAGCUUUUCAUUGUCUGGAAGGAAUCCCUUACCAGCUCAGCCCACGCCAGCAUCAGUAGACACAUACCACUGGGUGCUGAUGACGCUUUAGCUCUCUUUUAUUGUGCAUUAAUUAGAAAGAAAGGUA